Molecule: messenger RNA, 2313 nt
Organism: Ectocarpus sp. CCAP 1310/34
Lineage: Eukaryota; Phaeophyceae; Ectocarpales; Ectocarpaceae
Source: the annotation of a GenBank genome assembly
AUGGGGCUGGACUCCGGCGCGGACAUGGGGUUCGACCUGGAAUCCGCGCUUGGCGCGCGUAUGGGAUCGUUCGUGGACGGGUACCAAGGGUUCUCGGCGGGGGAGUCGCCGGUGCUGCUGAGCUUGCUCAACGACGACCACAUGCGACUCCUAGGAGAGAUGACGGACACCCGCACGACCCACCAGAUAGCGGCGAUGGCGGCCGAGAUGACGAGCUCCCUGCAGUCCGCGCUCCACCUCGCGCCUCUCCCUGCGAGCGCGUGGGAGACCACGGAGGACAUGUUCAACGCCGUCGACAGCUACCUGAGCCCUGCAACCAAGGUAAUCGAGUCUUCCCUGGAGAAGCUCGGGCUGAGCAGCGACCAGGUCGGCGCGGUCGUGGCGGCGCUCUCCGUCCUGGGAUCCGCCGCCGUCCUGGCCGUCUUCGUCCAGCGCUUCGGGGGGGAAAGCCCCCCCCUGCCUACCGAGUACGACCUCGACCAGCUGGACGCGUACUACCGGCGGAAGCCGCUGGUGGUGGCCGUGCGGUUUGUGGAGGUGUCCGCCUCCCUCGCCAGCUUCUUGCUGAAUGUCCUCGCCGACGUGCUGACCAACAACUGGGACAAGAAUAUGGCCGUCAGGGCGGUCCAGAUGCGGGAGUUCACGUCCUCGAACGGACCCGCCUUCAUCAAGGGGGCGUCCAUCCGCCCGGACAUCCUUCCCACACCAUACCUCGAAGAGAUGCAGAAGCUACAGGACCGAGUGCCUGAGUUCUCCUCCGCGGAAGCGAGGAAGAUCCUGGAGCGCGAGCUCGGUGUCCCCGUCGGCAAAGCCUUCGAGAGCGUGGAGUCCUUCGACAGGCCCAUCGCGGCCGCGUCGCUGGGGCAGGUGUACAAGGCGAGGCUGAAGGGGACGGGGGAGACGGUGGCGGUAAAGAUCCAGCGGCCGAAGGUUCUGGCCACGGUGACGCAAGACCUUUACGUCAUCCGCAUCAUUCUCGACCUCAUCGGGUAUCUGCUGCAGCCCACGGUAGACGUCACGGUGUCCAUACUGCGCGACGCCUCCCGCUCAGUCAAGAGCCUCAUAGACAGCUGGGCGGUGAGGUUCCUGGAAGAGAUGGACUACACGAUGGAGGCCGACAACGCCGACCGCUUCGCCAAGGAAAUGGCCAAGCACAAGAGCCUCGGGAGCGCGAUCAAGGUCCCCUCCGUCUACCGGGAAAUGACGACGAGAUACGUCUUAGUAACCCAGUGGGUGGACGGGGAGAAGGCUUCGAACCUGGAGGCUAGGAGUCCCGAGGGGAGAGCAUGCCUCGCAACUCUACAGGCAACGCUCUUGAAUUCCUACCUGGUGCAGCUGCUCGACAACGGUUUCCUCCACGCCGACCCCCAUCCAGGCAACUUCCUCCUGCAGGAUGACGGGACUCUGUGCGUGCUCGACUUCGGGCUAAUGACCGAGGCGCAUGCCCCCCCCCCGUCGGCACCGUGUGUUCAUAUUGUCUGCGUGCCACCGUUUCUCCAGGUGACCGAAGAACAGAGCUACGCGCUCCUGGAGUAUGUGAUCCAUCUCAUUGCCAAGGAUUACCCCGCCACGUUAGAGGACCUGAUCAUCCUCGGCUUUAUCUCGCCAGAAGUCGGGGAUGAUCCUGAGAAAGUUGCCCUCGUUGUCCCGCUCCUCGCUAAGGUGAUGGAGCAGCUGAGCGAGGGUGGGGGUGCUCAGACGAUUACCAUCGACACCGUCGGAGAGGAAGUGGAGGAGCUGGCAAAGAACUACCCUAUCAGCAUACCGGCUUACUUCGGGCUCAUCAUCCGCUGCUUCGGCACCCUAGAGGGUCUCGGCUUGUCGAUAGACCCCGGGUAUAGCAUCGUCAAGGAGUGCUUCCCGUACCUGUGCCGACGACUGCUGACGGAGGAUACUCCGAGAAUGCGCCGGAUGCUCAAGAGCUUCCUGUACGGCAAGGACGGGGAUUUCCUGCAGGUAGACCGUGUGGACGAGAUCUUGGAAGGCUACCGCACCUUCACAGCGCUGGCAGCCGAGGUUAGCGCCCCAGGCGGCAGCGGUAUUAUGUCCCGAUACGGCACUGAACCCACCGCUACCGUCAACGGGGAGGCGUUUUCGCCGACCUCCGGCUUCGGAACCCUCGGUGACUACGCACCAUUGCAGCACCAGCGACGGCAGGGGGAGGCGACGGGGGACGCGGCGCUUGUGCGGGAAGGCGGAGGGAGGCGGCCGGGGGUCCCGUACAUUGAUCCGGCGUCGGAUCCGGUCGUGAUGGACGCGCUCCGGCUCCUGUUCGCCAAGGAAGGGAACUACGUCCAGGACUUGGUUAGUUGA